CGUCCUUGAACUUUAAAGUUUUGUAAAUCCAGUCGACCAAGGAAUAUGAAGCAGACCAAGAACAACAGGUUCCUACUUCUCUAUGCAUCCCAGACAGGGCAGGCCAAAGCUAUUGCAGAGGAAAUCAAUGAGAAUGCGCCUCAACAUGGUCUCAACCCAGAACUUCAUUGUAUCAGCCAAACAGAGAAAAAGUUUUCAUUAGAGAGGGAAUCCUGUGUUGUUAUAGUAACAUCAACAACUGGUGAAGGGGAACCACCAGAUACAGCUCUUAAGUUCUGGAGACGGCUGAAGAAAAAGACAUUACCAGAUGAUCACCUCAGCAAAGUCAACUAUGCCCUAUUAGGUUUGGGAGAUAGUAACUACACUAACUUCUGUAACAAUGGAAAGAACUUUGACAAGCGUCUCAAUGAGCUUGGGGCAAAGAGAUUCUAUGAAUGUGGCUGGGCAGAUGAAGCUGUGGGAUUAGAAGUGAAGGUUGAGCCUUGGAUAGAAGGACUAUUCACCACAUUGAAGACAUUCCUGAACUUAAAUUGCAAUAAUGAGCAUGCUCCUUUAAACGGUGCCUCAAAUAUUGAAACUGAAGAGUCAAAGUCAACUCAAAUUACAGACUCUCAUGUCUAUAGCUCCUCUAAGUGA
Molecule: messenger RNA, 636 nt
Organism: Owenia fusiformis
Lineage: Eukaryota; Metazoa; Annelida; Polychaeta; Sabellida; Oweniidae
Source: the annotation of a GenBank genome assembly